GACACUGCAGACAGAUGUGAUCUCUGUCUGCUCUACACUCAUACACACAAAACACAAGUCUUUGCAGCCUGAGACGCUCUAUGCAGAACCAGCAGCUGUGGGAAAGGAAACGCUAUUCAGAUUUAGCAAGCCACAACCAGCACAGGAAAUCAUACAACACUACGUGCUGAGAUCUUCAUAAUGCUUCUGGCUCUGACACUAUCUGUGCUACUUACUCGUAGGAGCAGGCUGUGAGCACACUGCCACAAGAAGUAAGAGCACACUGCUACAAGGACUACUAAGGGCACACUGCCACAAGGACUAUCUAAGGACUCCUUUCUAUAGAUAAUAUGCUGCUUUUCGGACAUUAUAUUUAUCAGUGGCAACUUUUUGCAUAGAGCCUUUGUUUUAUUUUUGUAAAGGACGUCGUUAAAACUUUUAUUUUUCUGGUGUUUUUUUUUUUUUUUUUUAGCAUUUGUCUGCAGAAUUCCAGAUACUUCACUUUUAUUACAAAACUUCUGUAAUUCUGCAUUAAAAGAGAGCAUUUUGGAACUCUGCUGUUGGAAUGAUGGAUAAAGGUAUCCUGGUCACCCACACGCAGACUCUGCUCAGGACAAACCCAUUCAACGACAACUACAGCAUAGUGGGAAAGGAACUGGGCAGGGGGAAGUUUGCAGUGGUGAAGAAAUGUGUGGAAUUACUGACUGGAAAAGAAUAUGCAGCAAAAUUUCUGAGAAAACGCAGAAAGGGGGAAGACUGUCGCAGUGACAUCAUCAACGAGAUUGCCAUCCUGGAAAUGGCCCGGUACUCUCCCUAUGUUGUGGACCUGCAUGAGGUCUAUGAGACGAAUAGUGAAAUCAUCCUUGUUAUGGAAUAUGCGGCUGGUGGAGAAAUCUUCAAUCAGUGUGUGGCAGAUCAAGAUGAAGCUUUCACAGAAAAGGAUGUUAUUCGGCUCAUCCAACAAAUCCUGCAUGGGGUUUUGUACCUGCACCGGAAUAAUGUAGUUCAUCUAGACUUAAAGCCACAGAAUAUCCUGCUCACGAGUAGUAAUCCACUGGGCGAAAUCCGUAUAGUAGACUUUGGUCUGUCCAGGCAGGUGGACAGCAUUAAGGAGGUGCGAGAAAUCCUGGGGACACCAGAGUAUGUAGCUCCUGAGGUACUCAACUAUGAACCAAUAAGCACUGCGACAGACAUGUGGAGUAUCGGUGUGCUGACAUACGUCAUGCUUACUGGAGUGUCACCAUUCUUGGGAGACACUAAGCAAGAGACAUUCCUGAACAUCUCUCAAGUGGACAUUCAGUACUCCCAGGAAGAGUUUGAGGGAAUCUCCGAUCAGGCUGUGGACUUCAUCAAGUCUCUGCUCAUUAAGAACCCCAGGAAGCGUGCUCACGCUGAUCAGUGUCUUAAGCAUGCAUGGCUAUCCACAUACCAAGAGCCUGAGCCGCUGCAGGACAAGACAUUUGAUGAGAAGGAAAGCGAUUUAGAGACCUCAGAGGCUACAGAAGAACUUGUGUUGUUGGCCUCCUACACUGUGCACUGUCCGUGUCGGGAAACCAUAGAGACUGAGCUCAAAGGUGUAAGAAAUCAGUUUGCAGCACUGAAAGAAAUUCAGCCUGAAGUUGUGUGUUAACCUUGAGAAACAAACUGGUUAAACCAAAGCGGCUUCAAUUCAUCAUGGCUUCGUUUGGAGAUACACUUUUUAAGUGUCUAUCUGUCAAGCAGUGAUACGGGUCCCUUCAAGAAGCUUGGCCUAGUUGUUUUACUGACUGUUUUUUAGUCUAGACUUUACAGCUUUUUGUCUGCCUUGUUGCCUGUGGAAAAUACCUGAUACUUUACUCUAUAGGCAGGCUUGUUAGCUAUGGAUAUGCAGCCUGAUAUUUGGCCUCUCUCAUGUGUGUUAAGUGUAAAAGGAAGCUAAAGCAGGCCCUCACAUGCAUUUUUCAUUUAUCUUAAUAUGUAAUGGAAAACUAUGUCAGCAUUUUGUUGUAACUACCUGUGGACAACACUGAAACCUAAACAUAGUUCCCAACAUCUGCAUCCUGGACUAUGCAUGUUCUUGGUUAAGGAUCCAACCAUACAUCUCCUAUCUUGCCCUUCACUUUCAUAUGUUUUAAGGACACAUAAGGAUUUACAGUCUCUGUAACAUGCAGGUAUUCAUGCUUUAGUAGGAAAGCCUGCCCAGACGGUAACAAUAUUGGUAACCAAGAAUGUCAUUUACUGCAUGUGCUAAAACAAUAUAUUGUACUUUCAGGUGCCAACCACAGAACAAGCCUUUCUUUGUUUUAUGUGGCAAUUAUAAAAUUCCACUUUAAAGGGCAAAGCUUUGUUCUAUGGUCAGUGUUUAUAUUAGAAGCCAUAAAUAAUUCAAUAGUUUAUCACAGUAUAUGUGCACACACACAGCUUAGAGUUUCUGCUCCAGAACUGGGUUUCACUGGGUAUCAGUGGAUGUGAAUGGCUCUAAUCUGACAGGGGAGCUCAACAUUGUACAAGGCAAGAUACUUAGAGGUACAUUUACUAAGCAGUGAUAAGAGUGGAGAAGUCAGCCAGUGGAGAAGUUGCCCAUGGCAACCAAUCAGCACUGAAGUAACAUCUAUAAUUUGCAUACUAUAAAAUGAUACAGAGCUGCUGAUUGGUUGAUGGGGAAAUUUCUCCACUGGCUCACUUCUCCGCUCCUAUCACUGCUUAGUAAAUGUUCCCCUCAAUCGCGUCUGACCACAUUUGCAUGGUAUAUACAGAAUUCCUCCCAACAUUCCAGGAGAAAGGAAAUAAGGGCAGGAAAACAGGACAGUAUAGUGCGUGUUGUACAGGGGGACGGGCAUUCAGAGCUGGGAAUCACUGCAUGGUUUAUUGACCCAUUUGAGACUCACAAUUCAUCCAACAUAUGUGAGUUACUGUUGUAAGGUGAUUAUUUUAAAAUUUCUGUUAACAAAUAUUUCUUUUUGAAUGUAAUUCUACAUGGAAUGGAAUAAAGGGCGUCCAUACACAGUAGAGGAAGACAUUUUUUUGUAAGAAUAUUCAUGAGAAUACAGCCUAUUCAUUUACCAGAAAAUAGUGCCAUGGUCUGGCACAAGUUCCUAGUAAUUUGAUGGGUUGCAUUCUCAUGAAUUGGUUCACUCUCAUACAGUGGCUGUCUUCAGUAUGUGUAGGUGUAAAUAACAAUGACUGCCAACAGCAUAAUAUUUCAGUGUCUGCAAAAAUGACAACCACUCAUGUUUAAGAAACUACAGAGUGUAAAAUCAUACAGCAGUGAUAUAACAGUUAUAUAUUAUGUUUAAAUCAAAUCAUCUGCAAGCGUCAUACAAUACAAUGCAUGUUGGCAAUGUGAGAACAGAUUAUAUGCACUUUUCGCCCGGUUUUAGGUCGAAUUUACAUUCAACCUAUUCAAUGCCCAUGACAUUUUUUUGAGUGGUCGAAAAAUCCAACACUGGCAAAAAACCACACGUUUCGGCAAAUUCUACGCUGUUAUACGUGUUUUGGCGAAUUUGAGGGCAUUUUUCGCAGGUUUUUGGCGCACUUUUCACCCAUGCCGAUUCGACAAAGAAGAAAAAAUUAAACCGCAUGGGUGAAAAUGGAUUAAAAAACGCACGCAAUUGAAUACCCUGUGCCGAACAGUCGAAAAAAUGGCACUUAAUUGAAUACCCCCCCAUAAUCUGCCAGAAGUCUUAUAAAACAUACUAACUUUCCAAUUAAAUAAAGUCCACCUAGCUGCAGGUUUCUUUCACUUUAAAUACUAUAAAUAAUCUUAAAUUGUUUAUCAACGUUACACUGGCAUUAAAGGGUUCUAAUGACCAGAUAUUAUACACGUAGAGCUAUUGUAGAACAAACUGAUCAUUGUACAGUAGUAUUCUAAACCUCUUUACCUUUUAGGGGUAUAGUCAUUUGACGUCGAAAGCUGCUGUCUGACGACUUUUUUUAGGUCGGAAGGGGUUCCGACCUAUUCAAUAUUUUCGACAAGUUGAGAAAUUCGACUUGUCGAAAAGCACGUGGAUCGGCGGUAUAGCUGCCGAUCCACGUGCUUGUGUUGAAAACGGGGCCCCUUUUUCGACCAUCUCAGUCCAACAUAAAAAAAUGUCGGACUGAGAUGUGGACCCAGAGGAGGAGAGGGGGGAGAGCCGCAGGGAGACGGGGGACAGCCGCGGGCAGCCAGAGGAGAUAAGCCAAUUGAAUAUACCCCUUAGUUUUUUGUCCCAAUAAUGUUGUUCAUUAUUUUGCAAUCUUAUGUGGGACUCCAAUUACCCACAAUGUAUUUGCGUGUGCAAGUAAGUGCGACUGUAUGCCAGACUUACGGUACCGCCGACACCAGAAAAAUGUGCAAGUCCAGUACUAGGAGGGAUCGAGAGGGGUGAAAGUUUGGGUGCCGUUGCUGGUUUUACACACAACUGCAAUGGGAAACUUGUACCCGUCUCAUGGAAUAGGAUUCGCCCCUUAAUUUAUGUCCUCAUCUGUAAAAGACAAAUAUAUUUACCAAUGAACUACACAGGCUUGUAUCUGUUAUUGUAUAAUAUAAUUAUUAUAUUUGUUUUGCCUGUGUGCAAUCAUGUCACUUUGUUAAUAAUGAAUUUUUUUGUAAGUAAAAUCUUGUAUAUUUA
This is a messenger RNA of Pseudophryne corroboree (corroboree frog), 4568 nucleotides long. RefSeq names its product serine/threonine-protein kinase 17A-like. NCBI's taxonomy places the organism in Eukaryota, Metazoa, Chordata, Amphibia, Anura, Myobatrachidae. The transcript has 7 exons. Gene Ontology annotation, cellular component: nucleus. The coding region runs from base 545 to 1609 and encodes 354 amino acids. The record is from RefSeq and is a predicted model, not a curated record. Gene Ontology annotation, molecular function: ATP binding; protein serine/threonine kinase activity. Gene Ontology annotation, biological process: protein phosphorylation; intracellular signal transduction; positive regulation of apoptotic process.